This is a messenger RNA of Hyaloperonospora brassicae, 651 nucleotides long. Lineage: Eukaryota; Oomycota; Peronosporomycetes; Peronosporales; Peronosporaceae. The record is from the annotation of a GenBank genome assembly.
AUGAACCGACCGGUGCGAGACGUGCCGCCAGCAAACGCUCCGCGCGUGCGUCACCUGCGCGCUGCUGAUCAAGGGCCACUGGAAUGGAUGGUGCCGUUCAUCCCUCCCGUGCUGCGUGUGAACCGCGAGACGCGCGCUGAGAUCCGUCGCAAAGCGGCGCAGAUAUUGUCGAGAGAGACGCUGACGAGGCUCGUGCUUGCGCUGAAACCUCAUUGGCGCCUGCUGGUCAGGUGCACAGUGGUGGCGGCCGUUUGGAUUCGAGGACUCGUCUAUGUUCACGACAACGCGCCCGAGUUCGCUGGGGCGUACGUGAUUCUCUUUGGGUUUGCAGCUUUGGGGUAUCAUUUGGUGUUUGGACGAGAGGAACACGCUGGCGGCAUGAGCGCCUACUCUGUGUUUAAUCGCGGCACGCAGAGGAUGUUGGGAUCGCUGUCAGCAGAGCAGUUUGAGAAUGAGAUCCGUCAUCGACAAGUUGACCACGAAGAGCUACGACCACUACAGGGAGUUGAGGCUGCUCGAGAUAUUGGCGAUCAUCACGACGGCGUGUACGAUGAAGACGACCCGGACUUGGUUGCGGCGCUGAAUCUUUCGCUGCAAGAAAGGAAGCGCGUUGAACGCCGUACGCGGCGCACGUCCCGUCGGAAAUGUUAG